Bombus pyrosoma is the source of this 9826-nucleotide messenger RNA. RefSeq lists its product as uncharacterized. Gene Ontology annotation, cellular component: plasma membrane; adherens junction. The transcript has 19 exons. The record is from RefSeq and is a predicted model, not a curated record. Gene Ontology annotation, biological process: establishment or maintenance of epithelial cell apical/basal polarity; protein localization to plasma membrane; generation of neurons. Gene Ontology annotation, molecular function: protein binding. Lineage: Eukaryota; Metazoa; Arthropoda; Insecta; Hymenoptera; Apidae. Bases 1809 to 7907 code for a protein of 2032 amino acids.
AUCCAUGCCUUAUACUGCGAGCAUUACCCUGUAAUAGUGAAUUUGAUACAGUAAAAUGUACUUACGUUGCUGAUACGGAGGUGCAAUUUGAAUAAAAACGGGAAGAAUCUUUUAUGAAAAUUGAUAGAGUAAAAGGUAAAAUCGACGAAUCGGUAGGGCAAGUCGAAGAUGGAGGGGUUGCCGCCACGAGAAUGACGACGGCGCCGUGGCGGCCGCUACUGCCGCCGCUUCGCGGCGAGGGAUGGAGAUCAGCGGACGACAAGCGAUGUCAGGGCUGCUGCCGCCGUCGGUUAACAAGCACAGGUUCACACCCAUCCUCGACAAUACACUUUAGAGCUCCGGUGUCGCGGGAAACUGAUAGGACGAUCUUCUUCAGGAGUCAGUUCCACAGUGUAGUGAAUCAAUGCGAACGGCUCGUGCCUCAAAAUCUUCGGAAAUAAUCGAAUAGAACGAAAAGUGAUGUGCUUCUGGAACUGAAUAGGGUGGCCGAAUUUGUUUCUAAUUCGCGAAAUCGUACAGUCAAACCUAAAAGACAGAAGAUACGUUAAUCAUUAAGCACGAUAAAGAUUUGCGAACGUUCAUCGGGAAUACAGGUUAAUCGUUUCACGGUGAAAUCCUCUUUUGAUCCUGCGUGAUCGAGAUGUCGCAAGUAUCCUCCGCCGAGGGAGACAUAGAAUGAAGAUAAUGUAGACAACAAACGAGAGGCGAGAGGCAGAAUCACGUAGAAACGACGGCCUGUAAAGCAACAGUGCUCUCUUGUGUAAUGAAAUUCCAUCGUAGGACGUGCGUUUGAUUGAGACCUACCGUCGACGAAAGUGAGGGGAAGUUAGCAUGAGGAUAGCCCGUGUUAGUCCGGUCUCGACGAAUCGAGGCUCCUUCGCGGUUCCCGAAUGCUACCCGAACAGUCCCAUGCAGUUAAGGAUGCGAGCAGUCAGGAUGACCGAAGCAAGCGAGGAGUUGUGUUCAGUGAAAGCUUUAAUCAAUAAGCUAGGACUCGAGGGAUUCUGAAUUUGUUGAUCGUUCGAGAAGCAAGUCUUCGUUGCAAGGAUGUAGGGGGGGCCCAUACUCGGGGCCCCAGUGAGGGUUUCCUCCAAGGACUCUUCCAAAUCGCUCGUAUUAACCAAAACUAAAACGAAUGUUAAAAGAAGCUUCAUUACGAAUCCCUCGUACUCGUAUUAAAAUAUAUAAAGACAAAUAUAUAAAGAGAAAUAUAUAAAAAAGAACGAUAUUAUUCCUCCUGUGAUUUUUCGAGUUUGCAGCAGACCCUACCGAAAGUAUAUUACCAACGUACUUAAUCAAGAGGAACGAUCGGAUAACGCUACGUGUUCGUUAGCAACGUUUUUUUAAGGAAUAUCCGCCGCUAGUUCUCUUGUCGUUUUAGUCAUUUAAUCGGUGUACGUAAAUAUAACAGCCUUAGGUAAUUGUUAGCGAAGUUGAAAGUUCCCGGGGCGGCUCGACAAUUCCAUCGGUUCGAAUCAGCCGAGCGAAAACUGUGUCAAACCCGUCGUCGAAAAAUUUUGGCUCCAGUCUUAAAACCUGAAAAACAGAGAAAAAUAGAGAAGCAAAAAAAGAAAAGGAAAUAGAAUCGAAAGAGAGGAAGAAGAAAGAUAGAAUGCGUUUACGUCUAGGAAAACGUGGAUGUUGUUAGUAGUAUAUGUAGAUCGUGAUAUAUCGAUGGAUAUAUAAAAUGAGAUGCGAAGAUGCAAGAGGAAACGAAAAGAAUGGGUCGCGGUAACGACGUUAAUAUCGGCGAAUCGUUUUUUCGGUGAUGAUAGGGCGGCUGCGCCUAUCAUCGACUUUAAUCAAGCAUGUCGCGUCAAGAUUCGCCUGAAGCAUCGUUCUCUCCUGGUAAUGGAGUAGACCAGUGUCUAUCGUUGAAGCCAGGAGAAAUGAUCGAUCUAGGGGGAUAUAUUAUCAUAUUGAUCAACGAGAAUGACAAGAUCAAACUGUACGGUUCUCCGGCCAACAACAGGGACACGUUGGAAGCGGUCGACGAAAUUUUAGAAGUUAACGGUAGCAGGCUGGAAAAUUCCAGUCAAUCAGAAAUCAUUCAAUACAUAUGCCAGUGCGUCAGCUCACGAACGAUAUGUCUGCGAGUGCGGAAGAAAAGAGGAAAGGACAAGGAUACGAGUGACGCGAAACAGACGCGGUUAAUCGUUUCAUUAUCGUUGGACCGCGGAUUCUUACUCAUCUACGAUACUAAUGCGUAUUACGAAUUAGGCGAAGGGGAGGAAGAUGGACUAAUUGCUUUGAAAUUGUUGACAGUAGUGCCGGACGAGUUCAGCUCUGGUCUGGUGCAAGAAGCUUGGGUCAUCGCCAUCGAAAGGCGUGCAAAGGAACGAUUUAAGCGGCUCACGUCUCACUGGAGGUUCCAGCCGUGCGAUAUUCUGGACAAAGAGAUCAACGAGGCAGUCGCGUCCACGAGCGGGGACAGCGCGAGCAAAAAUGUGACGGGCAACCAAAUUACCGUGACGCUUGUCGACAAGGAACAGAUCACGAACGUCUUCACUCCUAAACUAAGCAACGGUACCAUACCUAAGGGCAUAGUGAAAGAGACGAAAGAAGCGAAGGAAGGGAAGGACGCGGCCGAGAAACAGCAGACCUGUCCAGAAGAAACGAAGCUUUUAACACCGGUGCAAGGCGGAAGAGUCGGUGAACGACGUGCCAGCAGUCCUUUCCAAAAUGGUCAGACAGAAGUCCUGAUCGGGGAGCUGGAGGGCGGCCCAAGGUCGCCGAGGGGAUCCACGUCUUCGGCGGUGAACGACGCCAAUUUCCUCAAUACACCGGAUGAACGUGACGAUCAGAAGCCCAUUUACAGGUCCCGAAGGCGUAGCGGCAGUGGCGUGACGGACUCGCAGCAGCAACAGCAGCAGCAGCAGAAGCAGCAGGAAGGGCUGGGUCCCGAUGAGAUGUGGGCUCCUGGCGGGCUAGGGCCUCACCGGGAGCUACCAGUCGACGUACCCGACACCCUUCUACAGAAGGCCUACCCCAACAAGGUAAAGAACCGCUCGUCCGAUUAUCGGAACGAGAUUCGUGGUCCCCGUAGCGCUAGCGACCUCGACCUCUCCCUAAACCUUAAAAACGACACCCUUAAAUCGCCACCACGCACCAACCAAGUCGACGAACGCGCUAGAAUCGUGUCGGCCGUGGAUUGCACGGACGUGACGGAUGCGACCUGCGGUAGGCAGUGCGUUCGAACGAACGGUCAGCCGCCGAUGCUGAAGAUCGAACUGAAGAUCGAGUCGGAGAACCUCGAGGACGAGGACGAGUGCGGAAAAGAGAAGAAGAGAGAAGCUUCGAAGGAAGCGUUGGACACGGACAAAUAUAGGAACAGGAGUCCGUCGGCGUUGAGUUCGCCGGACUUGAAGAACUUGAAGAAGAAUCUGAAGGAUUUCGAGGAGGACGAGGAGGACGAAGGAGUGAACGAGGAUAGCAGCGGACAGAAGGAGUCGAGCGUUGACGUGGACGUGGAAGAGGAUUAUCCAUUCGCCAAGGAGGACUAUCCGACCAUGUUGAAGACCUGCAGCGACGACUCGGCCAGCCCGAGAAGCUCCUCGGGAAGGUCGGACAGUACCGCUCCGCUGGACAGUAGCCUGGUGUUGAGACACGCGAAAAACCGUGGCAAAGAUUCGCCCACGUACGACGCUAGAAGGAUAGAUCUUGGCUCACCGUGCAGACCCGUGGUGCCGGAGAUCAAAGUAGCGCCUCUGUUCGGCCGAGCCAGGGACGCCACGUCCUUCGACAAUCCUGCCUACGGUCUGGCCGAUCUGCAGGAUCUACAGGGCCUUCUGAUGAGGUCCGACGAAGUGUCCGACCUAACCAGGCUCAUAGACGAACAGUGCGCGAUUCCGAGGAUUCCGCGUGAUCCGCAGGACAGGGUGUCGUCCCCUGGCCGUAGCAAGGAUCAACAUCAGCACCAACGUGGCAGCGAAUUGGCCAAGUCGUCGGAACCGAGCGCUCCAUCCGGCAAAUCGGUGAAAUCGUCGAAACCGAGGCGUCAAGAGGACAGAGCGAAGCUGAAGGCGAAGACGAGGAGUCUGGACGUGGAGGAGCUGAUACGAGCGGGAUCGAGCGACGAUCUGUUGGGAAUCGAGUCUGGCAGCAGUCUCUCCUCGUCCUCGAGGCAGCGGCCCAAGAAGAAGAGGCACCAGCAGAUCUCCAGUGGCUACUCUACCCUGAGGAGCGACGCGUCCACCGAUCUCGAGCACGUCGAUCGUAGCUUUCUGGUGGUCGGCGGCAAAACCUAUCGCGAGGUGGCCGUCGACUGUCCGCCCGAUUUCGUCCCCGUGACCAAGUGCCACCCUGUCUAUCCUCCGCCGAACAAGACGCCCGGAAGCAGCAAGCACAACACCCUCGAGCCGAAACGCGAACGUAACGGCACUAUCGGCAGGGAUAACGGUGGCUUGACGAUGCACGGGGACGACGGGAGUCGCGACUCGUGCGCUACGAGCAUCGUGGCCUCGCCCUGCGUUCGCUCGAACGACCUUGGUAGCUUCGUCACGCUACCAACCGCUGGCGAUCAGAGUAUAGCUGCCACGGAGAACGUAGUUGCUAGAUCACCCCGUACGUUAGACAGAAAGCACGAGAAGAAGGUAAGGUCCAAAGUCAAGAGUCUGCUUUUCGAUAGCUUCUUCUCUAUCGUGCACCACGAAACACGCAAAAGUACGUUGCUUCACGCUUCUGCUACCAGCACCUCUAAUCGCUCAGACAGUAGCACUAAAACCGCUGACAGGUGCUCGGACCAUGACCAUCUCUGCGAUUCCGACAGCAGCUCGCGUCGUGUUUUACAAAUUUCCGAUAAUCGCUCGAACGAUCUCAUGCCGACCGAAGUCAUCUUCGACGAUAGCUGUAACGCGUCGUGCUUUGACGAUCGUCUUCAGCCUGCACGAGGAUCCAACGGUGUCUCGCGAUCUUCCAUAUUAUCCGAUCUCAGAGAAAAAGCAGAGGAAUCGUUUUCGCCCAAUUGUCGCGAGUUGUUCGUCUUUGCACAGCGACGCGAGAAACCGGUGACUCGCAGAAACCCGCAGGUUCGUUUCUCUUACGAACCGACCGGCGAUCUUUCGCGUACCGGCGCCUGCACUGUGAUUUUUUCGGUUGACCGGAUCCAGGACGAAGAAACGCGAGGCAAAAAUACCUGUCCAUCGAACGACGUAGGUUCCUUUAACGAUGAUCUAUUCGCCGAACGAUCGUCGAUUCAACGUACUCCCGUACGUUUGUCGUUCGUUAGAGAAGCUGAUCAAAAUUGUAGCAACUCGUUGCGCGAAUUAUCACGCGGUAAAGUUGGUUCGUCGGAUGCGGAGGCCUCCGAGUGUCGAAGAAACGGAAGCGACCGCGCGUUACAGGAAUCGCCGAAUGCGCAGAAUUUCACGAAUUCGCGGCUGUCUCUCGAAUAUAAAAGAUGCAAAGUUCUCGAUGUCGAUAAUCGUAACUCGGACGGAUUGAGAACGAGCCAGGGCGCGUGGAAAAGCGAAACUGAAUUACCGACCGUUAGUUUGGACAUGGAUCGUCCUGUCGGUAUUCAAUGCUGGCGAUCGGAAUCGAAUUUGUUCGCGCGGUGGAACGAAGAUCGGGGCGAGCUACGCGACUCUAGCGACACGAAAAGGGCAUCGACGAACGAGACGAUACCGUGCAUGGGUGGCAGGAAGAAAUGUACGUACACGUACGAGCACUUCGACGAUCUUGACCAUCACCAGACCGGUUUGAACGGGGUGAAACCUGCCAUCCCCCCGAGAGAUCAAAAGAGGGCACCUGCCAGACCGCCGAAAGAUAAUCUACGUUUGUCCACGCAGAACAAUAAUGUGGAGAGCACCGAUAACGCGAAUGCCGAGCCCACGCAACAGCAACUGCAUUCCAUCAGGAAAUAUCAGGAACAGCUGCGGAAACGAAAGGAUGAAGAGGAGAGACAGGAGAUACUCAAUCGGUCGCUACGCGGCUCCACCAAGUUGCACGCGUUGGAAAGCCACGCGACCAGUCUCUCGGGUCAGGAAAAUCUCGCGUACGCCCAAGACGAGGUGACCACCACCACCGUCAGCCGCGCACCGCAUGUCACCGCGAGCGCCACGCUAGAAGUCGAGGAGCCUCCCAGGCCCCUCACGUACGGAGAGGUCGUCGCGACGCUGGAGAGGCUACAGCUUCAGUUGCGCAAUAUUUCCGGUGCUCUAGGCAUCUCGGGACCCGGCGUGGAAGCGGAACUCGAAGCGGUGCGGACGCUUCUGGUGCAAAGUCGAUUCGCGUCUGCCCUCGCCACACAUCACGCCCUCAGAAAUCGCUUAAGAUCCAACAAAGUUCUCAAACAUCACGCUGAAGACGCUUCCAGUUUGGCUCGCGACUGUGUAGACAUACUGGAGAAAUGGCAGUCGUCGUCGACGGCAACAGGUGUCGGCGGAGCGGAAACGAUCGCCGCCGUGGAGGAGCUGACCGGAAUUUUGACGAGCUACGAUAUGGAAGCUCUUCUACUCGCUCACGACUCUAUCAUCUCUUACGUCGACGGAUUACAAAGGAAACAGAGUCCUUCAUCCUCGUCGCCGAGCGGUCCUCCGAGCCCUACCUCUAGCUGGAGAGGCUCCCGGGUCGUGGACAACAUUAAAAUUAUUAGAAUCGAGAAAACUAACGAACCUUUAGGUGCUACGGUUAGGAACGAGGGUGACGCUGUUAUAAUAGGUCGUGUUGUACGCGGAGGAGCGGCAGACAAGUCUGGACUCCUACACGAAGGCGAUGAAGUUCUGGAAGUAAAUGGCGUGGAAAUGCGUGGCAAGAGCGUGAACGAGGUAUGCGAUAUUCUAGCCGGUAUGCAGGGUAGUCUGACUUUCCUCGUGCUCCCGGCACCCACGAGUCACAGGAACAAUCUGUCAAGUAGAAGGGAAGACACAAAUCAGAUACAACACAUACGAGCCCACUUCGACUAUGAUCCCGAAGAAGAUCCUUAUAUACCGUGUCGAGAAUUGGGUGUCAGUUUCCAAAAGGGUGACGUGUUACACGUGAUCUCUCAAGAGGAUCCUAACUGGUGGCAGGCGUAUAGAGAGGGUGAAGAGGAUCAGACUUUGGCUGGCUUGGUACCUAGCAAAGCCUUCCAACACCAGCGAGAAUCCAUGAAACAGACUAUCGCCGGAGACAAAUCGACCGUGCGCGGCUCCAAGAAAUCCAGUACGUUGUUGUGCGCCAGAAAGAAUCCAAAGAAGAAAAAACGAAACAAGUUCGGGGCGAACUACAAUGACGACGGGUAUCCGCAUUACGCAACGACUGCCAUUGACGAUUAUGACAGCGAGGAGGUGCUUACGUAUGAAGAAGUCGCGUUGUAUUAUCCAAGGGCGAAUCACAAAAGACCGGUAGUCCUAAUAGGGCCACCAAAUAUUGGACGACACGAGCUGAGACAGAGGCUGAUGCAAGACAGCGAGCGUUUCGCAGCGGCAAUUCCUCACACGAGUCGUCCCAGGAAGGAUUCGGAAGUGGACGGCCAGGACUACCACUUCAUUUCACGUUCUCAAUUCGAGUCCGAUAUUCUUUGUCGAAAGUUCGUCGAGCACGGCGAAUACGAAAAAGCUUAUUACGGUACCUCCGUGGAGGCUAUACGAUCCGUUGUAAAUUCCGGUAAAAUUUGUGUUCUUAAUCUCCAUCCGCAAAGCCUGAAGAUCCUUCGAAAUUCGGACUUGAAACCGUACGUGGUGUUCGUGGCGCCGCCGAGUUUGGAGAAGCUACGACAGAAGAGGAUCAAGAAUAACGAGAGCUUCAAGGAGGAGGAGUUAAAGGACAUUAUAGAGAAAGCGCGGGAAAUGGAGGACAAAUACGGUCAUCUGUUCGAUAUGAUCAUUAUAAAUACGGACACGGAUCGAGCGUACAAUCAGCUGCUGACGGAGAUCAAUUCGUUGGAACGGGAGCCUCAAUGGGUGCCUGCGUCUUGGGUUCAAUAAAUGAACGCAGGCUUUCGGGAUACCAUCGAACCAGAUAUAUUUUCGCUGAAACGUGUAGCGAAAGGCUAGGCAAUUGAGAGAGGCGACUUUAAAGUCUGACUGGAGAUACUUCCAAGGACUGGUUCUUUUACUGGUGCCUGUUAUACAAUUUUACGUUUCGUACACGCGCGUAAUUAAACUCCUUGCCAGGCUAUCGUACUUCAAGUACCGCUGGUUUGGUGUAGUCUUCCGUGUCGUAUAUGGUGCCAUCUGAUAUUCGAAGAUCGUCGCGUCAGCAAGCAUUUUAGAGAGCGUGGAAAAUCCCCGUCUCGUUGUGAUUUAUCGUUCCUCGAGCCUCGAGGUCUGGCGUCUACCCAGGAAACAGGCAACGAGAACAUCGAGAUCCUCGACUUUGAAUGUCGAAAGAUCCUGCGAUCGACUGGCGUGGCGCUUGUUUUUCAUCGUAACCGGCAAACACUCUAGUUUUCCUCAGCGUAAUUUGUACCGCGAGAUGCCCCGAGGGAAAAAUCGCUACUACUCCGCAUAAGAUAUUAUAUAAUAACGUUUUCCAAAGAUGUGUGAAUCUUGAAAGAGAUCGUCCUACUUCUUUCAAAAGUCACCAGAUAAUUCCCCAGGAUAACACCGAGCCGCGAAGAAAAAAAAAGAAGCGAACCGGAACCGCGAAAAUCUUGGACGGCAGCAGCCUUUUCACUCCGCGAAAGAAUCGAAAGACUUUCACACUCGUUCGUAUCUUGCGCUGUCAGGAAUUUUCACGGCGAUCCUAUAGCAGGGAGGCGCGGUCUCUACCACAGAGUUUUUUAAGUCAAAAAGAAAUAUUUCGCAGGACUUUGCGAGUUGUUAAACGAUUAACGUAAAGACAAGAAAACAAAAAAAAAUCACGUUUCCUCGUAUUUGUAAUUUCGUGUGAACUAGUAAUUCGGAGAAGGCGGAACUCAUAAACGUUUCAUCGUUCGCCCUAGGCACUCUCUCGUGUUUGUUUAGAGAAAAGAAUCAUAACUUUUAAUCCAAGUAGACAUCGUUAAUGCGAGUAUAGACAUAGGCUCGUGUGUGAACCAGCGUAAACAAAUUUUUAAGACACACUUUGGAAUGAAACAGAAACUUCUAGGGUACUCCUUUCGUUUUCGUCCUCGAGCGACCAUUAGACCUUUCUUCUUUUUGUUUUCUAAUCCGACAUCGAUACUCCAUGUCAGCCACUGUUAUAUUUACCACCCACGUGCAUCCUCUUUAUCCUCGACUAGCAAUAACGCAACAUGUUUUUCGAGUCGAAGAUCAUCGCUGAAAAUGAAACAUGGUUUCGUGGCUCCAAAGAAAAAAAAAUAAAAUAAAAUAAAAAAAAAACCAAAAGAGUUAAGCGAGAAGAAAUUAAUAGGAAUCGCAUCGACGAUCGAUCGUUUUUAGUUCAGAGAGGAGAGAUUUUCCGAGGGUAGUUUAAUUUCGAUGUCGUAAACCCAGCUAGCAGCGAAAAAACAGAGAGAAACGCGAAAAAAAAGAGAUACUAAUUGCUACCUUUUUAGCUCACUAUUUAAGCAAAAGAAAAUUAUGUUAAGAAAUCACGCACGAUGGUCGGAGUAAUUGUGCCAAGUGAUUGGGCCGCGUGUUAAGGAGGACACGAGAACUGAAAUGUGCCAAAAUAUUUGAGUCUCUUUAGAAGAGACUGGGAGAGAGAGAGAGAGAGGGAGUUUUGUUCAGGAAUGACGUAUUAUUAAAAGAGAAAGAAGGAGGAAAAUGUGAGAGGCAAAGAAAUACAAAGAGAGACAGAGAAGGAAGAAAGGACUUAGGAGAAACACGCUCAACGGCACUUUCGUAUCUGUCAUUAUAUUGAUUCUGUAAAUAUUUGUGCACUUGUAUAGAAAAAAAGAAAGAGAAGAUGAAUAAGAAGUUAUUAUCGUUAUUAUUAUUAAAUAUUAUAAUUAUAUUAA